Messenger RNA from Tripterygium wilfordii, 1147 nucleotides. Its product is annotated as syntaxin-51-like. Gene Ontology annotation, cellular component: endomembrane system; SNARE complex. Gene Ontology annotation, molecular function: SNARE binding; SNAP receptor activity. Gene Ontology annotation, biological process: intracellular protein transport; vesicle fusion. Bases 242 to 949 code for a protein of 235 amino acids. The record is from RefSeq and is a predicted model, not a curated record. The transcript has 6 exons. NCBI's taxonomy places the organism in Eukaryota, Viridiplantae, Streptophyta, Magnoliopsida, Celastrales, Celastraceae.
UAAAAGGAGAGGACGCCGGGAACGGACAAGCAAUGCCGUGUUUGCUGGUCGCCGUGGUCGUCUCCUAGCAGAAGUCGAAACAAAAGCGCGCGUCAAAACGACGGCGUUUCCCACAUCACGAUCGGGCAUUCAUACUUUCUUUCGUAUCAAACAGACGCGCUAAUACCACCAAAGAAAAAGGUGAAGUCUUUCAUUCCCUCCUGUUCCUUUCGGUUUUAAUUCGAAUCCCGAUCUUAAUUCAAUGUCAAAAAUGGCUGCUUCGUCGGAUUCAUGGAUGAAAGAGUACAAUGAGGCUGUAAAGCUUACAGAUGAUAUCAAUAGUAUGAUAUCGGAGCAUAGUUCUAUGCCUGGAUCUGGUCCGGAGAUCCAGCGUCAUGCUUCAGCAAUAAGGAGGAAAAUUACAAUAUUGGGUACAAGACUUGAUAGCUUACCGAACCUUUUGUCAAGGCCUACUGGCAAGCCCUUAUCAGAAAAAGAGAUGAAUCGUCGCAAGGAUAUGGUUGCAAAUAUGAGGUCGAAAGUGAAUCAAAUGGCUUCCGCGUUGAACAUGUCGAACUUUGCCAACAGGGACAGUUUGCUUGGCCCAGAAAUAAAGCCAGCCGAUGCUAUGACUAGAACAACUGGUUUGGACAACUAUGGCGUAGUUGGUCUGCAACGACAGAUAAUGAAAGAACAAGAUGAGGGCCUUGAGAAGUUGGAGCAAACAGUGACAAGCACGAAGCACAUUGCUUUGGCAGUCAAUGAAGAGCUUGACCUUCAUACCCGACUAAUUGAUGACUUGGAUGAACAUGUGGAUGUUACAGACUCUCGUUUACGGCGAGUACAGAAGACUCUGGCAGUUCUGAAUAAGCGCACCAAAGGCGGUUGCUCCUGCAUGUCCCUGCUGCUGGGAGUUGUUGGGAUCGUCAUUCUAGUUGUCGCCAUUUAUCUACUUGUCAAAUACUUGUAAUACCGCAAGAUAAAACCAUCAUGCCUCGGAUAUGUUUGUUUUGUGUGAUGAAUGACUUUCAUUCUUCCUGGAACUGUGUUUGAAACAUUCUGUUGCCUUCAUUUUCUUUGGGUGUCUUGAGUGAAAGUGUGAAUACUGAGCUGUUCAGCGGCAAAUGUAAAUCUAUAAGCAAUCUAUAUGCACCAUUUGAUUUGUCAU